Molecule: messenger RNA, 1305 nt
Organism: Syzygium oleosum
Lineage: Eukaryota; Viridiplantae; Streptophyta; Magnoliopsida; Myrtales; Myrtaceae
Exons: 2
Coding region: 1-1305 (434 amino acids)
Biological process (GO): proteolysis
Molecular function (GO): aspartic-type endopeptidase activity
Source: RefSeq, a predicted model, not a curated record
AUGACUGAAGGUGAGAGAGAAUAUACAGUUGCCCAGUUCAGAAAGGCCAAACCACCUACUUACGAUGGGAAAUCGGAUCCUCUAUUGGCCGAACGUUGGAUUAGAAGAAUGGAGAGGAUCUUUAGAACCGAUAGAGUUCCCAAUGAUCGGAAGGUUGACUUUGCCACCCAAUGUUUGGAGGGCGAAGUAGAGUAUUGGUGGGAAGGGACUAGACUCGCCCUGGGAGGCAGAGAUGCGACAAUUUCUUGGGAAGAUUUUACAAAGGCCUUCAACACUCAAUUCUUCCCGAGGUCAUUCCAAGCGAAGAUGAGAGACGACUUCAUACACAUAUCUUGGGGUGACUCUAUAGUGAUGGACUAUGCAGGCCGCUUCAACCAGUUAAGUAGAUUUGCGAAACAUUAUGUGGAUGAUGAAGAACUUAAAGCUGAACAUUUCCAAAGAGGCCUUCGGCUUAAUAUACGUUCUAAGCUCGCACAUCUUGAACUGACCACAUACAAGGAUGUCUUGGAACGAGCGAUCAAGGUGGAAUGGUACAAAUUAGAGCGUGACACACAGGAGGAAGAUGCGGCGGCAUCUAACACAGUUGUUGCAGGUAAUAUUUCUAUUGCCUUGCAAUGUGCUUAUGCGUUAUUUGAUUCCGGUGCUACGCAUUCUUUUGUUUCUACUGAAUUUGUAAAGAAGCUUGAUGUGUUGCCUGAGCCUCUUGAAUAUGAAUUGCGUGUCAAUACUCCUACCGGUGAUUUCUUGGUUGCUGAUCAUGUGUUCAAGGGAUGUGUGCUCCAGAUUAAUAAUGUUGAAAUGACUGUGGAUCUAGUGGAGUUAAAUGUUCGAGAUUUCAAUAUUAUUAUAGGGAUAGAUUGGUUAUCCACAUACCGUGCUACUGUUGAUUGUUUUUCAAAGAAAGUGAUCUUUAGACUUCCAUGUCAACCCGAAUUCUCUUUUUCGGGAAGUUGUAAAGACACUUUUCCAAGGUUGAUAUCGGCUUUGCAAGCAAAGAAACUUUUGAGAAAGGGUUGUAGUGGUUAUUUGGCUUGUGUAAAAGACACAAGCAAGGUUGUAGCGAAGUUGGAAGAUGUUCCAGUUGUCAGAGAAUUUCCCAAUGUAUUUCCCGAGAAUUUACCAGGUUUGCCUCUUGAUAGAGAAAUUGAGUUCUGUAUUGAAUUGAUGCCCGGUACGGCACCUAUCUCUAAGGCACCAUAUCGGAUGGCACCUACCGAGUUGAAAGAAUUGAAAACGCAAUUGAAAGAGCUUUUGGAUAAAGGUUUCAUCAGACCUAGUGUCUCAUCUUUCCAGUUUUAUUUGUGA